Messenger RNA from Orcinus orca (killer whale), 3195 nucleotides. RefSeq names its product nuclear receptor subfamily 4 group A member 1 (gene NR4A1). Gene Ontology annotation, biological process: regulation of transcription by RNA polymerase II; cellular response to corticotropin-releasing hormone stimulus. The transcript is spliced from 7 exons. The record is from RefSeq and is a predicted model, not a curated record. Gene Ontology annotation, cellular component: nucleus; transcription regulator complex. Lineage: Eukaryota; Metazoa; Chordata; Mammalia; Artiodactyla; Delphinidae. The coding region runs from base 620 to 2635 and encodes 671 amino acids. Gene Ontology annotation, molecular function: zinc ion binding; nuclear receptor activity; RNA polymerase II cis-regulatory region sequence-specific DNA binding.
UAGCAGGUGGAUUCUUAACCACUGCGCCACCAGGGAGGUCCCACAGAUUCUCAUUUUCACAGAUGAGUAACAGAGAAGCUAUGUAACUUGCCUAAGGUUACAAGUGAUGGAGCCAGGAUCUGAACCCAGGCCACAGGGCUGCAGCAUCCAUGCUCUUAACCCCUCCACCCCAAGCUGGACCUUCCAGCUUUGUGACUGGAAUCCCUUCAGAGAGGAUUUCCUGAGAGUCCCCAUGGCUCAGAUUAGAAGGCUGGGCUGCCUAGAGAUGGGGGCAUGGAGCCCUUGCUCUGCAGCCUCUGAAGCUUUGGGGGCCAAGUUGGAGCCCCUUAAAGGAGAGAGGGGUAUUCUGCUCUGUCCUCACAAUAGCUCCCUUUUCUCUGCCUACAACAGGCCCUUUUGUGCACAUCAGGGAGCUGAAAGCUGGAUUGAGGUACCCCCCUCCCCCCAGGAGUGGGGUGUGAGGCUGAGGAGCUGUGUCUCCAGGGCCCUGAGGUGCCCCAGACACUGUCGGCAGCUCCUGGCCACACCCCACGUUCCCAAGUGCUGUUUGCUUGCGGUGUGGGCCCCCAGCCUCUGACGCCCAGCUCACGGAGGUCCUUGGGCUGCCUUGUCCCCCCUCAUGGCCCGGGUCCUGCUUCUGUUCCCACCCCUGUGUUUUCUGGCUGUGCUGUCUCCAGGGAAUGGUCCCGCUAGCUGGUUUCUCCUCUCUCGCGUGGACUCUCCCUCUGCAGGCCUUCACUGUGGACAGAGGCCAGCCCCAGCCCCUCCCUGGUGUCGGCGCCUUCUGCCAGGCCCCGAAGGCCCGAGGGAUGGUCGAGUGUUGUUCGAGGACUGUUGGUCCAUCCAGAGGGAGAUGCCCUGUAUCCAAGCCCAGUAUGGGACACCAGCAUCGAGCCCAGGACCCCGUGACCCCCUGACCCCCGAGCUCAGCAAGCCCACCAUGGACCUGGCCAGCCCUGAGGUGGCCCCCGCUGUCCCCACGGCCUUGCCCAGCUUCAGCACCUUCAUGGACGGCUACACGGGGGAGUUUGACACCUUCCUGUACCAGCUGCCGGGAACAGCCCAGCCGUGCUCCUCGGCCUCCUCCUCGGCCUCCUCCACGUCUUCAUCGUCAGCCACCUCCCCUGCCUCCGCUUCAUUCAAGUUCGAGGACUUCCAGGUGUUCGGCUGCUACCCCGGCACCCUGAGCGGCCCUCUUGACGAGACCCUGUCCUCCAGCGGCUCCGACUACUAUGGCAGCCCCUGCUCAGCCCCGUCACCGUCCACGCCCAGCUUCCAGCCGCCACAGCUCUCUCCCUGGGACGGCUCCUUCGGCCCCUUCUCGCCCAGCCAGACUUACGAAGGCAUGCGGGCAUGGACAGAGCAGCUGCCCAAGGCUUCUGGGCACCCCCAGCCGCUGACCUUCUUUUCCUUCAGCCCUCCCCCCGGCCCCAGUCCCAGCCUGGCCCAGAGCCCCCUGAGGCUGUUCCCCUCGCAGGCUGCCCACCAGCUGGGGGAGGGAGAGAGCUAUUCCAUGCCGACAGCGUUCCCAGGCCUGGUGCCCGCGUCUUCACACCUCGACGGCUUGGGGAUGGUGGAUGCGCCCGUGACCCCAGCCAAGGCCCGGAGUGGGGCUCCGGGUGCGAGCGAGGGCCGCUGUGCUGUGUGUGGGGACAACGCCUCUUGCCAGCAUUACGGUGUCCGCACCUGCGAGGGCUGCAAGGGCUUCUUCAAGCGCACAGUGCAGAAAAAUGCCAAGUACAUCUGCCUGGCUAACAAGGACUGCCCUGUGGACAAGAGACGGCGAAACCGCUGCCAGUUCUGUCGCUUCCAGAAGUGCCUGGCUGUGGGCAUGGUGAAGGAAGUUGUCCGGACAGACAGCCUGAAGGGUCGGCGGGGGCGGCUCCCUUCCAAGCCCAAGCAACCCCCGGAUGCCUCCCCUGCGAAUCUCCUCACUUCCCUGGUCCGGGCACACCUGGACUCAGGGCCCAGCACUUCCAAACUGGACUACUCCAAGUUCCAGGAGCUGGUGCUGCCCCACUUCGGGAAGGAGGAUGCCGGGGACGUGCAGCAGUUCUACGACCUGCUUUCGGGUUCCCUGGAGGUUAUCCGCAAGUGGGCUGAGAAGAUCCCCGGCUUUGCCGAGCUGUCCCCCGGGGACCAGGACCUGCUGCUGGAGUCGGCCUUCCUGGAGCUCUUCAUCCUCCGCCUGGCCUACCGGUCUAAGCCGGCUGAGGGGAAGCUCAUCUUCUGCUCGGGCCUGGUGCUGCACCGGCUGCAGUGUGCCCGCGGCUUCGGGGACUGGAUCGACAGCAUCCUGGCCUUCUCUCGCUCCCUGCACAGCUUGGUCGUCGACGUCCCUGCUUUUGCCUGCCUCUCUGCGCUCGUCCUUAUCACAGACCGGCACGGGCUGCAGGAGCCUUGCAGGGUAGAGGAGCUGCAGAACCGCAUCGCCAGCUGCCUGAAGGAGCACGUCUCGGCCGAGGCAGGCGAGCCUCAGCCCGCCAGCUGCCUGUCCCGCCUGCUGGGCAAGCUGCCCGAGCUGCGGACCCUGUGCACCCAGGGCCUGCAGCGCAUCUUCUACCUCAAGCUGGAGGACUUGGUGCCCCCUCCGCCCAUCGUCGAGAAGAUCUUUAUGGACACGCUGCCCUUCUGACCCCAGCCCGGGAACACACGUGCACUCCGUGUGCACGCUCACACGCCACCCCACGUGCCUUUAGCCCACGGCCCACGGACCCCUGGAGCACCACCCCUCAGCCUGGGCCUGAGCUGCAGACUGGCCGCCCCUCCCCACCACCUGCUCUGGGAGGUGGGCAGGGAGUUCAUGCCCUGGGGGAGGGGGAUGCGUUCACAGGGGUGACCCUUACUAUUUGUCUUACCCCCCAGCCCAGCCCUGGUCUUUAUGUUUUUGUAAGAUAAAACCGUUUUUAACACACAUACCGCCAUGCUGUAAAUAAGCCAAAUGCUGCUGUAAAUACAGGAAGGAAGAGGUUGAGGUGGGAGUGGGGUUUGGGAGGGAGGGACGGGCCCCCGCCAGCCUCCUCCUACUUGCUCUCUCUUCCCGCCCUCCUUCCAUGUGUACAUAGACUCACUCUAGGAGGCAGACAAGUGACAGAUUCUGACAUUUAUAUUUGUGUAUUUUCCUGGAUUUAUAGUACGUGUCUUUUCUGAUUAAUAUAUUUAAUAUAUUGAAUAAAAAAUAGACGUGUAGCUGAA